AUGUGGCAACUUAAACCAGAUCCAACCCACAAAAAGUAUCGCACUGCCAUCAAGUGGAAGAAUCUCAACCCAGAAUUCAAUGAGGAGUUUGUGUUUGAGGUCCGGAGGAAUGAACUACCGAAGAAGCUUUUAGAUAUUCGGGUGUAUGAUAAAGACGUUGGUCGUAGUGAUGAUUUCAUUGGUGGUCUUCAAUUGUCUCAGGAGAGCACGGGCAUGGAGCUGCGGCACUGGUAUGAUGCCUUGCAGUACCCUGACCGUCGUCAUGACCGCUGGCACCAACUACAGGCACUUAACGACAAGUAAGCUGCUCUUGCUAGCAGUUGCAGGCAUUGCUUGAAGCAGGAGCACUCUGAAACAGCAACAAAAUACAUUUUUAAAGCAAAACUCAUAGAAAAGAAGUUUCAAGAAGUAAGCCUGCUGGACAAAUUUCAAGAAGCAAGACUGCUGGAAAACAAGUUUAAAGAAGCAAGACUGCUGGAAAACAAGUUUAAAGAAGCAAGACUGCUGGAAAACAAGUUUAAAGAAGCAAGACUGCUGGAAAACAAGUUUAAAGAAGCAAGACUGCUGGAAAACAAGUUUAAAGAAGCAAGACUGCUGGAAAACAAGUUUAAAGAAGCAAGACUGCUGGAAAACAAGUUUAAAGAAGCAAGACUGCUGGAAAACAAUUUACAAGAAGCAAGACUACUGGAAAACAAUUUACAGGAAGCAAGACUGCUGGAAAACAAGUUUAAAGAAGUAAGACAGCUGGAAAAUAAUUUACAAGAAGCAAGACUACUGGAAAACAAGUUUAAAGAAGUAAGACAGCUGGAAAAUAAUUUACAAGAAGCAAGACUACUGGAAAACAAGUUUAAAGAAGUAAAACUGCUGGAAAAUAAUUUACAAGAAGCAAGACUACUGGAAAACAAGUUUUAAGAAUCAAGACUGCUGGACAAAAAGUUUUAAUUAAGAGCCAAGACUAUUGGGAAACAAGUUCCAAAUGUAGUAAUAUGCUCUGAGUGUAACAAAACCACAAGAACUAAUAUGAUAAUUUUUGUGAACUAAAAAUAUUAAAGAUACAUGACGCAAUAAUACUGAUUGUUAACUAGUGACCUCCAGUAUUAUAGUGAGGAACUUUGUGUAUUAUGGGACCAUAUAAAGAAUAAUUAAUGGUGACAAGAAUAAUUUUCUGUUGGACAGUGACUUUUAAAAAAGCUGCAUUAUAGAAUAAUGCAACAGAUAAUGACAAGCUAAAUGUUCACUAUUGGAGGUGCAUGCUGUAUAAAACAAAACCAGUGAUCUCGUAGUGGCGAAAUUUAUCAUUCCUGGAUGAUACUGAAAGUAGCACAUCUGUAAAUAUUAUACAUUAAUAUGAGUGACUCUGGUACAGUAUGUGAAUGAUAGUGAUGGUGCUUUCUUGA
This is a messenger RNA of Cherax quadricarinatus, 1397 nucleotides long. The record is from RefSeq and is a predicted model, not a curated record. NCBI's taxonomy places the organism in Eukaryota, Metazoa, Arthropoda, Malacostraca, Decapoda, Parastacidae.